Lipotes vexillifer (Yangtze River dolphin) is the source of this 2475-nucleotide messenger RNA. It is a transcript of the gene MTMR2, whose product is annotated as myotubularin related protein 2. Gene Ontology annotation, biological process: phosphatidylinositol dephosphorylation. Gene Ontology annotation, molecular function: phosphatidylinositol-3-phosphate phosphatase activity; phosphatidylinositol-3,5-bisphosphate 3-phosphatase activity. Bases 267 to 1982 code for a protein of 571 amino acids. Lineage: Eukaryota; Metazoa; Chordata; Mammalia; Artiodactyla; Lipotidae. The transcript is spliced from 16 exons. The record is from RefSeq and is a predicted model, not a curated record. Gene Ontology annotation, cellular component: cytoplasm; membrane.
GAGAGUCUUGGCUCCCAGCCGGCAGUGGCACGGCCACCCAGCGUGGAUUCCCUGUCCAGUUAAUGUGUUAAGAGCCAUUGACAUUUGAAGAUCAUCAGAAGUGAAGAUAAAACAUCUCAAAAAUUAUAAUUGCUUCCACUUCUCAUUCAGAGAAUUCAGUGCAUACAAAAUCAGCUUCUGUUGUAUCAUCGGAUUCCAUAUCAACUUCUGCAGAGAACUUUUCUCCUGAUUUGAGGGUCCUGAGGGAGUCUAACAAAUUAGCAGAAAUGGAAGAACCACCCUUACUUCCAGGAGAAAAUAUUAAAGACAUGGCCAAAGAUGUAACUUAUAUAUGUCCAUUCACUGGUGCUGUACGAGGAACUCUGACUGUUACGAAUUACAGGUUAUAUUUCAAAAGCAUGGAACGGGAUCCCCCAUUUGUUUUAGAUGCUUCUCUUGGUGUUAUAAGUAGAGUAGAAAAAAUUGGUGGUGCUUCUAGUCGAGGUGAAAACUCUUACGGACUUGAAACUGUGUGCAAGGAUAUCCGGAACUUACGGUUUGCUCAUAAACCUGAGGGACGAACAAGAAGAUCUAUAUUUGAGAAUCUAAUGAAAUAUGCAUUUCCUGUCUCUAAUAACCUGCCUCUUUUUGCUUUUGAGUACAAAGAAGUAUUCCCUGAAAACGGGUGGAAGCUAUAUGACUCUCUUUUAGAGUAUAGAAGGCAGGGAAUUCCAAAUGAAAGCUGGAGAAUCACAAAGAUAAAUGAACGGUAUGAGCUUUGUGAUACAUACCCUGCCCUCUUGGUUGUGCCGGCAAAUAUUCCUGAUGAAGAAUUAAAGAGAGUGGCAUCCUUCAGAUCACGGGGCCGUAUCCCAGUUUUAUCAUGGAUUCAUCCUGAAAGUCAAGCCACAAUCACUCGGUGUAGCCAGCCCAUGGUAGGGGUAAGUGGGAAGCGAAGCAAAGAAGAUGAAAAAUACCUUCAAGCCAUUAUGGACUCCAAUGCCCAAUCUCAUAAAAUGUUUAUAUUUGACGCCCGGCCAAGUGUUAAUGCUGUUGCCAAUAAGGCAAAAGGUGGAGGUUAUGAAAGUGAAGAUGCCUAUCAAAAUGCAGAACUAGUUUUUCUAGAUAUCCACAAUAUCCAUGUUAUGAGAGAAUCUUUACGAAAACUUAAGGAGAUUGUGUACCCCAACAUUGAGGAGACCCACUGGUUGUCUAACUUGGAAUCUACUCACUGGCUAGAGCACAUUAAGCUUAUUCUCGCAGGGGCUCUUAGGAUUGCUGACAAAGUAGAGUCAGGAAAGACGUCUGUGGUAGUCCACUGCAGUGAUGGCUGGGAUCGCACAGCUCAGCUGACCUCCCUGGCCAUGCUCAUGUUGGAUGGAUACUACCGAACCAUCCGAGGAUUUGAAGUCCUUGUAGAAAAAGAGUGGCUAAGCUUUGGACAUCGAUUUCAGCUUAGACUUGGCCAUGGAGAUAAAAACCAUGCAGAUGCAGACAGAUCACCUGUUUUUCUUCAGUUUAUUGACUGUGUCUGGCAAAUGACAAGACAGUUUCCUACAGCAUUUGAAUUCAAUGAAUAUUUUCUCAUUACCAUUUUGGACCACCUAUAUAGCUGUUUGUUUGGAACAUUCCUCUGUAACAGUGAACAGCAGAGAGGAAAAGAGAAUCUUCCCAAAAGGACUGUGUCAUUGUGGUCUUACAUAAAUAGUCAGCUGGAGGACUUCACUAAUCCUCUCUAUGGGAGCUAUUCCAAUCAUGUCCUUUAUCCAGUAGCCAGCAUGCGCCACCUAGAGCUCUGGGUGGGAUACUACGUAAGGUGGAAUCCACGGAUGAAGCCACAGGAACCCAUUCACAACAGAUAUAAAGAACUUCUUGCUAAACGAGCAGAGCUUCAGAAGAAAGUAGAGGAACUACAGAGAGAAAUUUCCAACCGAUCAACCUCAUCCUCGGAGAGAGCCAGUUCUCCUGCACAGUGUGUCACUCCUGUACAGACUGUUGUGUGAGAGGGCUACUGGAUGGGGCCAUCGGUCAUCGCCAUGAACUCUGAUUACAGUGGCAGCUUCAUGAGGAGAAAGUUUCUGAAUAUAGAACCCAUCUGUGAGAGAACUUAAGUCACUUUAUUUAUUUUAAAUCUCUCUAGGAUGAGUUUAGAACUGUAGCAGUGCAGGUGGUUUAAGUGAAAUAACCCCCACAUGUAAUUACAUGAUUAUGACACUAAUCUUAUAAGUCACCCAAAGAACAUUAAAAUGCUUCAGUCCUGGAUCCACAGUGGGAACAAGUUUCUGAUUUUAAAAGGAAAAUGCUGUCUCAGAAAUUUUGGUGUGUGGUAAAAUCAAAACACAAACUACUUCAGAAAUACACUUCUUGAUGGAAGAACACUCAUUGCACAGAAGGAGGAGCAUCAGUUUUCAAACCAAACCAAUACUGACAUUCAUGGCAUUAUACAUACUGGGCUUCAGUGUCAUAAUCAAGAUCACUUGAUGCUCCUUUGCCCAU